Molecule: messenger RNA, 774 nt
Organism: Stylonychia lemnae
Lineage: Eukaryota; Ciliophora; Spirotrichea; Sporadotrichida; Oxytrichidae
Source: the annotation of a GenBank genome assembly
AUGAAUCAACCUUAACUUCAAGGCAUCAAUGUUCAUGCUUUAGCUCAAAAAUGCAAGAGCAAGAAAGAGCUUUACAAUUUCUUGACCCAAGAUUGCUAGGCAUUCUUACCAAAGAUCGAGUCAACAAAUAUCUACUUCUUCAAGUAGAUUUUCAGAGCACAGAAAGAUGUAAGUAUUAUAGAACAUAAUUCUCUCUUACUCUAGUACUUAAGAAGAGAUUAAGUAAAAGUGUCAGCAGUGCCUUAAAUCGAAGGACUCACAGUUCAUGACUUCCUACAGUUUGCGAAGCUCAAUCCACAGCAUCUCAAAUACCUUCCAGAUGAAAGAGACUGGGUUCAUCUCGAUCGACAAUGGAUUUGUGAUGUACUCUAUACUUUAGAUCCAGAUGAAAUCUAGACUAAAAUAAACUCUGCAUAGCAAAACAGAAAGGAAAGACUAGAGUAGAAUCGAGACUUAGUUGUAGAGAUGCGACCAGAGUUCGCAGAUGCACUCAACAGAUGCCUCAACUUCAGCACUGAAAGAGGAAAAUCAGCUAAUCUAAUGAAGGACUCUUCAAAGCGAAAACGCAAAGCUAAUGAAAUCAGAGAAGUGGUUGAAGAAGAGAAAUAGCUUCGCAAUGAUAAGCACACUUACCUCUAAGAAGCUAAGAGACUUAAAGAUCAGCAAAGCAACUUUCAAGAUGAACUUAUUGUCCUCAAGAGAGACAAGGAUGCUCUCAUGGAUUUGUUUGAAGCAAACAACCUAGGGAAUUAAGUUGAGGAAUUCAAAUUCUGA